Molecule: messenger RNA, 2591 nt
Organism: Daphnia carinata
Lineage: Eukaryota; Metazoa; Arthropoda; Branchiopoda; Diplostraca; Daphniidae
Product: putative ankyrin repeat protein RF_0381
Exons: 5
Coding region: 54-2453 (799 amino acids)
Biological process (GO): protein phosphorylation; protein localization to ciliary inversin compartment
Cellular component (GO): ciliary inversin compartment
Molecular function (GO): ATP binding; protein binding; protein kinase activity
Source: RefSeq, a predicted model, not a curated record
GUGAGUUGAAACGUUGUCGCAUCAAAUACUGUCGCAAAUGAAACGUUAGAAAAAUGGAGUACAAGAAGAAGGAUUUAAUAGGAAGAGGUGCAUGCGGUUCAGUGUUUGGUGGUACAUUUAAUGGCCAAAAGGUAGCAAUAAAACGGGUUGAGCUGAUGGAUGAAACAGUUCAUCCAGUAGACAACGAGCUGGAAGUUCUUCAACAAUUGGACCACCCGAAUGUUAUCAAAUUCCUUCAUUUCGAAAGCGAUGAAAAUUUCAAAUACUAUGUUUUGGAAUUUUGCGACACAUCAUUGGAUAAGCUGUUCUUAAAACCGUACGAUCCUAGGAAAUACAAAGGACCUAUACCACUCCCUAUCGAAAUGUUCCUCCAUUUAGCUUCAGGACUUGCCUAUAUCCAUUCGCGGGGUUUAACUCACCGAGAUAUAAAACCGGAAAACAUUCUGAUUUCUGUGAAAAUGAUUGAUGAAGGCGAACAGGCAACGAUGAAGUGGGGUGAUUUUGGGCUGUGCCGACCCGUGAAUGAACGAGGAACAUACACAAUGAGUGGAAUCAAAGGAACUCGAUCUUGGUUUGCGCCCGAGCUGUACGAAAUUCUGGAUAACAAUGUUUUGGACGGAAAACGCGGAACAGUCAAUAGCGAUGUCUUCGCAGAAGGGCUCGUCUUCGGUUACAUUCUCUUGAAUGGAAACCAUCUCUACGGUGCCGACGAAGAAAUUAUGACAAACAUCAGACAGAAUAUACCGAUUAAUAUGGAUAAGAUUCACAAUUUGCAUUGGGCACGCAGUUUGUUAACAAAAAUGUUGACCACUGAACCUACUGAGAGAAUCGCAUCACGAGAUGUCGUUACUGAACUUCAAUCCAUUCAAACGAAACUUGGAUGGAAUGAUUUACAUUGGGUGUGUGCAAACAACUCAAAAUCAAACACAAUUGAAGAAAUUGAGUUGUUGAUAAAACGCGGAAUCGAUACAAACGCAAAGAGCAACGAAGGACUGAGCGCGUUGCACGUUUUGUGCACAUACAAUUCCAGUCCUUAUUUAACAGAUGCAAUCGACUUCUUAAUCAAAAACGGAUUGGAUGGAAACGCAAAAGACAACAACGGCUUUAACGUACUCCACACUUUAUGUGCAUUCAAUUCAAGUUCAAAUUUAAUGGACCAAUUCGAAAAAUUAAUCCAACUCGGAACUGACGUGAAAGCAAAGAGCGGUAAAUUCGGAGCAAACGCCCUCCAUUUCCUCUGUGCUUACAAUUCAUCAUCAAAUUUAAUUGGCGCAAUCAAACGAAUCGAUGUGAACACAAGAGACAACAAAGGACGAAACCCACUCCAUUAUUUGUGCACAUACAAUUCAAGCCCUUAUUUGACUGAUGCAAUCGAGUUCUUAACCAAAAAGGGAAAUGAUGUUAAUGCAGAAGAUAAAAACCGCAUUAACGUACUCCACGCUUUGUGUGCAAACAACUCAAGCUUACAGAUAAUAGACGCAAUCGACAAGUUAAUCCAACUCGGAAUCGACGUAAACGCAAAGGAUGACGAGGGAGCAAACGCACUCCAUUUCCUGUGUAGUAACAAUUCAUCCUCAAAUUUAAUGGAUGGAAUCGAAAAGUUAAUCCAACUCGGAAUCGACGUGAACGCAAAGGGUGACAGCGGAUUGAACGCACUCCAUGCCCUGUGCGGAAAGAAUUCAUCCUCAAAUUUAAUUGAUGGAAUCGAAAAGUUAAUCGAACUUGGAAUCGACUUGAACGCAAAGGAGAAGGGCGGAUUUAACGCACUCCAUGUCCUGUGCUUAAACAAUUCAUCCACAAAUUUCAUUGAUGGAAUCGAAAAGUUAAUCGAACUUGGAAUCGACUUGAACGCAAAGGAUAAGGACGGAUUGAACGCACUCCAUGUCCUCUGCUUAAAGAAUUCAUCCACAAAUUUAAUUGAUGGAAUCGAAAAGUUAAUCCAACUCGGAAUCGACAUGAACGCAAAGAAUAACAGCGGAUUGAACGCACUCCAUGCCCUGUGCGGAACGAAUUCAUCCUCAAAUUUAAUGGAUGUAAUCGAAAAGUUAAUCCAACUCGGAAUCGACAUGAACGCAAAGAAUAACAGCGGAUUGAACGCACUUCAUUACCUGUGCGUAAGAAAUUCAUCCACUAGUUUAAUUGAUGGAAUCGAAAAGUUGAUCCAACUCGGAAUCGACGUAAACGCAAGGCGCGGCGAUGGACUAAACGCACUCCAUGUUCUUUGCAAGGAAAAUGCAAGCACAAAUUUAACUAAAGCCAUCAAACUGUUGAUCCACCUUGGAAUUGAUAGCCAUUCAAAGGUCAAAAACGGAAGAAAUGCACUGCAUUUCCUGUGCACAUCUAAUUCCAGUGAAAACCUAUUCGAUGCGGUCAAAUAUUUAAUUGAAUUAGGAAUGGAGAUUAAAUCCAACGAUUACGACGCGAAGGAUCUCUUACGCAAAAAUUACAAAUAAGAUAACUUGGAGGAAAUCAUGAAACUAUUUGACAAACUAGACCUUGCUAGCAAUUAAUCAACAAAAACGAUAUUGACUGCAGCAGCUGUGAACCUAAGGCCACGGAACGUAACAUCAUCCAAUGAAAUGCUGUAGUCA